CGGCUAUGGAGGACCACUAACAAACAUUUACAAAAUGAACAAGAUUUGGAGCAGCUGCUCGGAGGCUCCAUUUUUCUUGAAGUGACCUUGCGCAUGAAAAAGAUGAACGGAGGUCCGGGAAAUGGUGAAAAUGUGUUGAAAGAAGUUGUACUCAUUAACGAUGAAAAGGACCUGGAGCAGAGAAACCAC
Molecule: messenger RNA, 189 nt
Organism: Amoebophrya sp. A25
Lineage: Eukaryota; Dinophyceae; Syndiniales; Amoebophryaceae
Source: the annotation of a GenBank genome assembly